AUGGCGGAAGCGGAGAAGAUCAACUUGGACAACAUCAUUUCGCGUCUUCUGGAAGGUAAGUGUUGAUGUUAACGUUGUUGAUGGUGUUUAGUUCGCGGCUCCAAACCAGGGAAGAAUGUGCAAUUAACCGAGAAUGAAAUCAAAGGCUUGUGUUUCAAAUCCAGAGAAAUAUUUAUGAGUCAGCCGAUCUUGUUGGAGUUGGAGGCUCCUCUCAAGAUUUGUGGCGAUGUUCAUGGACAAUACUACGAUCUGUUGCGGUUAUUUGAAUACGGAGGAUUUCCACCAGAGUCAAACUACUUGUUUUUGGGUGAUUAUGUUGACAGAGGUAAGGAAAGAAUAUUUUUUACGUUGCUUUAGGUUCGAUGGGUUGAUUUAAAGAAAUAUUGUCGUUGCCUAUAUUUUCAAUUUUGGUUUAUAAAUACUAUAGGAAGUUUUCAAAAAUAUGAUAGGAAAAAGAAAUGGAACUUAGUUUUUUUGCCAGAAGUUACAGUUUCUUUUAUGUUUUAGUCUUACAAUAUUAUUUUGAGUUGAGAAAAAAAAUUAGAUUGAAUUUUACUAAUAAAACUUUUUACUUCAAAUCAAAAGACGUACUAUUUGUUACCUAAAACUUUGAUUUUGCAUUAUAUCAGAUUAAUCUUUUACUUUAUAUGUAUAAUUCAUUUCUUUCAGGAAAGCAGAGUCUGGAGACGAUAUGCCUUCUAUUGGCCUACAAAGUCAAGUAUCCCGAGAACUUCUUUUUGCUCCGGGGCAACCACGAGUGCGCCUCCAUUAACAGGAUCUACGGCUUUUACGACGAAUGCAAGAGAAGGUAUAACAUCAGACUGUGGAAGCACUUCACGGACUGCUUUAAUUGCUUGCCAGUAGCAGCCAUUAUUGAUGAGAAGAUCUUCUGCUGUCACGGUGGCUUGUCGCCCGAUCUUCGGUCUAUGGAGCAGAUUCGGCGAUUCAUGCGGCCAACUGAUGUGCCAGACCAGGGGUUGUUGUGCGAUCUGUUGUGGUCGGAUCCGGACAAAGAUGUGGUCGGAUGGGGAGAGAACGACCGUGGCGUGUCGUUCACAUUCGGACCAGAAGUGGUGUCAAAGUUUUUGAAUCAGCACGAUCUCGACCUUAUUUGUCGUGCACAUCAGGUUAGUGUUGUCUUUUGAGUAUUAGAAUGCUGUUUUGGGGAUUUUAAUAUAUUUUAUUGUUAUCUUUUUGAAAGUUUAGUUAAAGUAAUUUCUGAUGUUCUAUAGUUUUAAAUUUGUGUAGUUAUCAAUUUUUGAGGAACUCUUCUUAUCAGUUCUUAUCAGAUCGCCAUAUUUUAUAAUACUAUUAUUUUGAAAAACACGUUUAUUGUUUAGUUCAUUAACUGUUAAGGGUUUUUAUGAUUUAUAUUAUAUACAGUGAGGUUUUUAGUAUAAUAUUACUGUUAUUAUAUAUAUUAUUCAUACUGUUCCAGGUUGUGGAAGACGGGUAUGAAUUUUUCGCGAAACGCCAGCUGGUUACACUGUUCUCGGCACCUAAUUACUGCGGUGAGUUUGACAAUGCGGGUUCGAUGAUGACAGUCGACGAUACAUUAAUGUGUUCAUUCCAAAUCCUAAAACCGUCGGAUAAAAAGAAGUUUACGUACGGCAAUUCCUCGGGUCCAAAUCGUCCAAUCACUCCACCUCGAAACAAUCAGUCGCCCGGCAAAAAGGGCAAAAAGUAGGUCUUUCGAUUUUGUUUUUGUGAUUUUAGGUAUGAAAUGGCGUUGGAAUUGAAGGUUUUGAGUAUGAAAUAGGGUUUGAAAGGCUUAAAGAGCAUUUUUUGUAAGAUACGAAAUUGGUAUUGGUUUAGCGCUACUAAAACAAUUUGAAUUGCUUACUUGGAAAAGAAUUAAAAAGGGAUUUUGAAGAAACUUUUGAUGUUCUGAUACCUAAAUUUAAAUUUAUUUUUAAAAAAUUUAAUGCUAGAUUACUAUUAGUGCUAUUGUGAUACCUAAUUUUAAGUUUUUGUAUGGAUAUUUUGUUAAAAAAAUUAUUUUUGUGGAUUCGAUACCUAACUUUGCCUAUUUACAGCUAA
Messenger RNA from Bursaphelenchus okinawaensis, 2040 nucleotides. The record is from the annotation of a GenBank genome assembly. Lineage: Eukaryota; Metazoa; Nematoda; Chromadorea; Rhabditida; Aphelenchoididae.